This is a messenger RNA of Pogonomyrmex barbatus (red harvester ant), 1219 nucleotides long. RefSeq lists its product as uncharacterized. The record is from RefSeq and is a predicted model, not a curated record. Lineage: Eukaryota; Metazoa; Arthropoda; Insecta; Hymenoptera; Formicidae.
UCGCGCAGUCGGACAUUGAAAUACGCGAGUCAAAUAAAAUUUUGUUGGUUCCCUGACUUCCCUGAUAGAGCGUAUCGCGUAAUCGUCGCAUAAUAAUUCUUCGCCGAAUUUAUCGCGAGUUCAAUUUGUUCAAUUUCAACGAGGUAAAAUCGAUUAUUAUCGACAUCACAAAUUCGUUUAUUAAUAAAUUUUACUGCCACUCGCUUUAUUACUAUUAAUUAAUCUGGAAAUGUCAAUUUGAAAGAGAUUUGUUUUUGAUGAUUACAUUAUGAUAACAGUGAUAUGAUUAUAUUAUGGAGGAUAUGAGAGCACGCUCGCUUUUUUUUUUCAACCCCUCGCUGUCCUGUUCGGUACGAAACUUGCUCGUGCAACUUCGUACUCUCGUUCUAAUGCUUUGGCGAACUGCUUCGCCAAUUCUACUCAUUAACUGUGUUGCACCGCCUGCAACAAAGUGCGCGCUUAAAUUACUCCUCGCGAGUAUCAGCCGUCAACAACAAGAACUUGGCUCGUUAAUGUGGUUGGAAACGACGUAGACCAAGUUCCAAGUUCUGCAACAUCCUUAUUACGGAUUAAGUAACGCUUCGUGGAUGCACUCGACUUUGGACGAACGGUAUUGUGCAAUGAGGUGCAUGCCUACGGCAGUAGCAAGACGAAGUUAUGGGAUCCGUUUCGCUCGAUCCUCGAUCAAUGGAGAACGACCAAGAGCGAAUUCUGCUGGAUAGAAGUUCGUCUACCGCGCGACCAUCAAAACAAAAUCCGGACCAGUCAACUUCCAUCUCUCGAUGCCAAAGUGAAUUUUGGAGUUCGUUGCAACAGGCCACGUCCAAUAAUAGCACGAGAGACGGCAACGAGCUUGCGAAGGAAGAAUCUAGCGAGCAUCUCGAAACUUUAAAAUUCGCAUUUCAAUCCAAGAAGGUCAAGGCUCGCGGAGGAAGAAAAGCAAACGCCAGCAAGCGUAGAGUCACGUUCGCUGAUCAUUAAACUCGUUCGCGCGACGAGCAUUGCGUUAUAUCACAUUAAAAACUGCGGCGAGUGCAAAUAUUAUAUUACACAUAUUCGACCGACGUCUGAUCAGAUUUUUCCGCAUAAUAAGAUUUUUCAAUUUUUCAAAGGCGCGAAUACGCAAUGAUGCGGUUUUUCGUCAGAAAAUUCUGUAACCGAUAUUUUCCAAUGAUAAUCGGCUCGCAGCCGAUCAUUGAAAAAAUAAUAUAAAAUUAUC